This is a messenger RNA of Miscanthus lutarioriparius, 387 nucleotides long. The record is from the annotation of a GenBank genome assembly. Lineage: Eukaryota; Viridiplantae; Streptophyta; Magnoliopsida; Poales; Poaceae.
AUGAAGAAGAAGAAGAAGGCCAAGAAGCCGGCGCCCCCCGCGCCUGCUUCCUCUUCUGAUGACAACGACGGCGACGCCGACUACGAGGAAGGCGGCGAGCGCGCGGAGCCGCAGGGCGGCGCCGUCAGGAGGUGCACGCAUUGCCAGAUCGAGAAGACGCCGCAGUGGCGCGCAGGGCCGCUGGGGCCCAAGACGCUCUGCAACGCCUGCGGCGUGCGCUACAAGUCCGGCCGCCUGUUCCCGGAGUACCGCCCCGCGGCGAGCCCCACCUUCGUGCCGUCCAUCCACUCCAACUCGCACAAGAAGGUGGUGGAGAUGCGCCAGAAGGCUGUCCGCAGCGGCGACCCGUCGUGCGACCUCCUGCAGUUCAUCCGCCGCCGGGAUUGA